CUCUGCUCUCUCCUGGGGAUCACAUCUCUCUCUCGGAGAGCACAUUAGCAAUCUAACUACAGGUUGCGGCCAGGCAGGCAACUGAAAAGGGGCAGCUCCAGGCUUGUGCAGCUGGAAUGCCCAGUCAACCAUCUUCGAUUCUGGCGGCCGUCCCGACAUCCUUCUUACCAUCGCUCCCGGUUCGACGCCUGACAUGCACAACAUGGCGCCCGUGUCGCAAGAGACGAUUCGCUUCGACGACGACUCGCCUUUUACAUGAUGUUCCUAUCUUGCCUUUUCGAUUCGAAACAGGCAUUGGACUCUUUGCGAAACGACCUCCCCGCCCAUUCCCUCCGCCUUUCCUCUCUCCUCCGUCUACAUCCUUUACCGAUCCUUUAAGUACACAUCAUCAAAGCCGUGACCGUCGUGCUUUUGUCAACGGACAGCUUAUCAGAGGGAAAACAAACGGCGAUGAUGCUGUCUACGCGAGUGAUUAUUUCAUUUGUGCCAACGACGGCGUGGGAGCGUGGGCCACAAGACCGAGAGGGCAUGCCGGACUCUGGUCAAGAUUGAUUGGGCAUUUCUGGUCUUCUGCGAUCGAGGAAGAGCUUGUUAGAUUACCAAAGUCGCAAGAACCGAACCCCAUCGCCAGCCUACAAAGUGCAUAUGAACAGACUCUUGAGGCGACUAUGUCGCAUGACUGUUUAGGAACAACAACAGCUUGUGGCGCGCAAUUACAUUACAAGACUUGCACUGAAAAUAAAACACAGGCAUCGCCUGUCUUGUAUGUGACUAAUGUGGGCGACUGCCAGGUCAUGGUACUCCGACCCAGUACUGAAAAAGUCAUUUAUAAGACUGUGGAGCAGUGGCACUGGUUUGAUUGCCCACGACAGCUUGGGACUAACAGCCCUGACACACCCACUGAUAAUGCAGUUAUGGACAAGGUCGAUUUGGAAGUCGGAGAUAUUGUGCUUGCGAUGAGUGACGGAGUUAUCGAUAAUCUUUGGGAGCAUGAGAUCGUUGCAAGAAUACUCAAAAGUAUUAAAGAGUGGGAAUCUGGGACACAUGCAGAAGCUCACAAGGGUGAUCGCACAGGUGGCCGCAACGGUGGAAUGAGAGUUGCGGCUCAAGAUCUGAUGGAGGCAGCCCGGGAAAUCGCCGUAGAUCCUUUCGCUGAGAGUCCAUUCAUGGAGCAUGCGAUCGAGGAGGGUUUGGCGAGCGAGGGUGGUAAGCAAUAGCGACAGGAUUCCAAGAGAGAAAGCAAAGCUAACAGUAGCAGGUAAACUUGACGAUAUCAGUGUUGUCGCAGCCCUCUGCGUGAAGAAUGAGGGAUGAUAGUAGUCUCUUUGCUGGACAACUGAGACAUCUGAACGGCUCACAGUAGACUUGCCGGAUCGACCCUUCGAAGCAUAAGAUACCUAAUUACACGAUUUAAUGGUGGAGAGGGGAACAUAUGGCUCUCAUAUAACGGGUCAUCAUGCAUUACAUAGAGACAAUCUGCCUAGACAAAAUUCAGAUAUGGAACCCCAUGAUAAAGUAAUAGCACUUCACUUGUU
Molecule: messenger RNA, 1535 nt
Organism: Fusarium oxysporum Fo47
Lineage: Eukaryota; Fungi; Ascomycota; Sordariomycetes; Hypocreales; Nectriaceae
Exons: 2
Coding region: 117-1217 (366 amino acids)
Source: RefSeq, a predicted model, not a curated record